Molecule: messenger RNA, 1561 nt
Organism: Mus musculus (house mouse)
Lineage: Eukaryota; Metazoa; Chordata; Mammalia; Rodentia; Muridae
Product: predicted gene 4925
Exons: 1
Coding region: 386-784 (132 amino acids)
Source: RefSeq, marked validated
GCUGGCGCUGGUUGCAGCGUCCCGGUGGUUGCACAUCUGCGGAGGCGGUCCACUUUCCUCUAAAUGCAUUCCCGCAGGAGGAGCCAGGGUUACGUAAUAAUAACGAGAAAGCUCACCCGCAGUCACUGCAUACCACCAACACGGGGCACCCUCGUACCCGAGGUGUCUAAUUUUUGAUCUCUGGGUGGCCACCUGACCGACCACCCUUCCGCCUCCGCAGAACUGGGAACUUCUUGCCUCCUGCAACUUGAGUUGGAAGUUAGGUAGUUUUCGAUAGUGAAAGGGUUUGGUGUUUCUUAAAAUUCUUAGAAACGCGUCUUGCUUCUGCGCAGCCUCUCAGAGGCUCGAGGCGCGCUCCAGGUCGGAUCCACCUGUAACCCACGCCAUGGCUAAGGAAGGCACUGCUGCUGGAGUUGUCAUGGACGUCAAUACGGCUUUGCAAGAGGUGCUGAAGACCGCCCUGGUCCACGAUGGCCUAGCGCGAGGAAUUCACGAAGCUGCCAAAGCCUUAGGCAAGCGCCAAGCCCAUCUCUGUGUGCUUGCAUCCAAUUGUGAUAAACCUAUGUACAUCAAGUUGGUGGAAACCCUCUGUGCUGAGCACCAGAUCAACCUAAUUAAGGUUGAUGACAACAAGAAGCUGGGGGAAUGGGUAGGCCUCUGCAAAAUUGAUCGAAAGGGGAAACCUCGGAAAGUGAUAGGUUGCAGCUGUGUGGUGGUUAAGGACUUUGGCCAAGAAUCUCAGGCGAAAGAUGUCAUUGAAGAGUACUUCAAAUGCAGAAAAUGAACAAAAAAAUUGGCUUAUUUUCUGUUAAGUUUCUCAAAACAGAAAAGUACAAUUAUCUCAAGCUCUUGAGUUUUCGCCGGAAAUAAUAAUAGCCCUUUUUUAGGAAGUUUUCUUCCACAUGGAAACAUUGCAUUAUUAUGUUCUGGUUUAUAAUGAAAAUGGUCAUCUUUUUGGAAAUUUACAAACUGCCUAAGAUUUAGUCUAGCAUUAUUGGGGCUUUUUUUUUUUUUUUUCUCGAGACAGGGUUUCUCUGUGUAGCCCUGGCUGCCCUACAACUCACUUUGUAGACCAGGCUGGCCUCGAACUCAGAAAUCCACCUGCCUCUGCCUCCCGAGUGCUGGGAUUGAAGGCGUGCAACACCACCUCCCGGCCUGCAUUACUAGGGUUUAAUUGACAAAAUAUUAUAUGUAUGUUGCACAGUGUGAGAUAGAUAUAUAGGUAUAUAUAGAUAUAUAUACACACACACAUACAUACAUAUGCAUGAGAGAGAAAUGAUUACCGUGAAAAUAGGCAAACCCUCAUAUUCCCUUUUCCUGUAGGUUGAGUACACUGAAGAUCUAUUUGGCAAUUAUCAAAUAGGCAGUGUAUUGUUAUUAAAUAUGGUCAUCAUGCUGUGACUAUACAUCUAAGGGACUUGUUCAUCCUGUUGGAAAAGAAUCUGUACCAUCUUACUGAUGUAUCUGCAUCCCUGCUCCAUCCCCUGACAGUCACCAUUGCGCUCUCGGCUUCGGAGUUGUCUCCAUAGACUCUACUUAUGAAUUAAACCUUCCAACGCCC